UCGUCACUUUGCCUAUGGGAGUGGGCACACCGUGUCCGGUAUGGUAUGUGUCCGGUAUGGACCAUGUGUUACCGUCAGUGCGUGUGUCUAUUGCUCCUGAUUAAUUCAUAAUAGCCAUCAGGAAUUUACUCGAAAUUCGGUACAUUAAUGAAACGAUAAAUAAACAUGAAAUAGCAGGUUGAAAAGUCAAAUUUUUAAAGGAUUUCAACGUAGUGAAUAGAUUUUUUUCACCCACUUUCUUUUCGUCCUUCUUAUGUUCUAAUGGUUUCAUAACGGGUGAAAAAAAGUAUUGAGACUAUCUCUUUACUGUUUUCUUACAUACGUGUUCUCAAGCAAAAACUUUGUGGCGUUGUAAUUGCCGUAUCAAGAUGGCGCAUACUUUGACACCAAGCGUCAAUUGUUCACUUGACGACAUUGAUUUAAACGCUCUGAAGGAUCCUGCAGGAAUUUUUGAGCUCAUUGAAGUUGUUGGAAAUGGUACAUAUGGACAAGUUUAUAAAGGUCGUCAUACCAAAACCGGACAAUUAGCAGCUAUCAAAGUUAUGGACGUCACUGAGGACGAAGAAGAAGAAAUAAAAUUAGAAAUUAAUGUCCUUAAAAGGUAUUCAAACCAUAGGAAUAUAGCGACGUAUUAUGGUGCUUUCGUGAAGAAAUCACCACCAGGCAAAGAUGAUCAGUUGUGGCUUGUAAUGGAGUACUGUGGAGCGGGUUCUGUAACAGACUUAGUUAAAUCGACCAAAGGACAGAGUUUAAAAGAGGAGUGGAUUGCUUAUAUUUCUAGAGAAAUUUUGAGAGGACUUAGUUACCUUCAUAGUAAUAAAGUCAUCCACAGGGAUAUAAAGGGUCAAAAUGUUUUACUUACAGACAAUGCUGAAGUAAAAUUGGUUGAUUUUGGCGUCAGUGCACAAUUGGAUAGAACUAUAGGCAGAAGAAAUACAUUUAUAGGGACACCUUAUUGGAUGGCUCCGGAAGUUAUCGCAUGCGAUGAAAACCCAGAUGCUACUUAUGAUAAUAGGAGUGACCUAUGGUCCCUUGGAAUUACGGCCCUAGAAAUGGCAGAAUCUCAACCUCCACUUUGUGAUCUACAUCCUAUGCGAGCGCUGUUUUUGAUACCAAGAAAUCCACCACCGAGACUUAAAUCUAAAAAGUGGGCAAAAAAGUUUCACGGUUUUAUAGAAACUGUCCUCGUAAAAGAUUAUCACCAGCGCCCAUAUACGGAACAACUUCUCAAACAUCCAUUCAUCCGAGACCAACCGACAGAGCGACAAGUGAGAAUACAACUUAAGGACCAUAUUGAUCGGUGCAAAAAACGUAAACAAGAAAAAGAACGAGAUGAUUAUCGAUACAGUGGCAGUGAAAAUGAAGAAGACGAACCAGCUUUGGCUGGGGAACCAUCUUCUAUAAUUCAGGCACCUGGUGGUGAUACACUUCGUCGAAAUUUCCAACAAAUUCAGGAGGGUAGAACAUUGACGCAGGAUAUCGCUGUUUCAGCAUCUGCACUGAAAGAUAAUAAACAGACAGGGAACAAAAUUGCCAGAGAAAUACCAGAACCUGGUCCUCCAUCUAGACCAGCUAUACCUCACAGACUCAUUGUCGUACCUGAUCCACAACCUCCAACGCGCCCGUUACCACCUACGCCACGCGACGAACCUGGUCAGUCACAUAAAGUUUCUACACCACCUUCAAAUCAUCAAUUGCCCUCGUCUGGAGGAAGCAGCAUAAUUGCCGGUGGACAAGCCGUGUCACAAAGAAACAGCCAUGUAUUCAAACCAACACCAUUAUCCAUUGAAAGUGACAGUGAUGAUGAUGUUGAAGAAGCUAGUGGAAAUAAUAUUAGGAAUGAUGGAACAUUACUCGCCAGUGAUCCACCGAAACCUUUACCAGCGUCAGAAUCAUCAUCAUCUUCAUCUCAUAAUGCCUACAAUUCUCAUCAUGAAGGUGGAGCUCCGAACCGUCCAUUACCGCCAACGCCAGAUGAAGAGGAAUCAGGCGACCGCACGCUAGUCAUGAAAAGAAACCGUGAUGGGGAUCGCAUGAGAUCAGGUACUGACUUUCAGAGGUCAGAAUCGUCGUCUGGAUCAAGGCCUUGCUCUGUUCUACCGGAUCUUUUGACAUCAUCUCCGAGUCAACGGCAAGACAAAUCUACGAGUGAAGAGUAUCGACAAGCAGUAAAGUCACCUCCACUUGCACUUCAACAAAAACAACGCUCCUUUCUAACAUUUGGAUUCGGAGCUGGUCCAACUAGAAGAGAGUCACAUGUCAAUGUGAAUGUAACACCGACUAGUCAUGAUUUAACAUCUGACACUCCAGAAAUUCGAAAAUAUAAAAAAAGAUUUAACAGCGAAAUUCUAUGUGCUGCACUGUGGGGUGUAAACUUACUGAUUGGUACAGAAAACGGACUUAUGUUAUUAGAUAGAAGUGGUCAAGGAAAAGUUUAUCAGUUAAUUAGUAGAAGACGUUUUCAGCAAAUGGAAGUCUUAGAGGGACAAAACAUUUUGGUGACCAUUAGUGGAAAGAAGAAUAGAGUACGGGUUUAUUACUUAUCCUGGUUAAAGAGUAAAAUUUUGCGAACCGAUGGGCAUAGCGAUCAAGUUGAGCGCCGAAAUGGUUGGAUAAAUGUCGGUGACCUUCAAGGAGCAGUGCAUUUCAAGAUUGUAAAAUACGAAAGGAUAAAAUUUCUUGUUAUUGCACUAAAAGAUUCGAUAGAAAUUUAUGCCUGGGCACCAAAACCUUAUCAUAAAUUUAUGGCAUUUAAAUCAUUUGGUGAACUUGCGCACAGACCACUUCUUGUCGACCUUACAGUUGAAGAAGGUACCAGGUUAAAAGUUAUAUAUGGAAGUGCUGAUGGCUUUCACGCCGUAGAUUUAGAUUCCGCAACUGUAUAUGACAUAUAUUUACCUAAACACACUCAGGGACCAAUUUGCCCACAUUGUAUUGUGGCACUCCCAAAUAGCAAUGGUAUGCAGUUACUUCUUUGUUACGACAAUGAAGGUGUAUAUGUGAAUACGUAUGGAAGAGUUUCAAAAACAAUGGUACUACAGUGGGGAGAAAUGCCAACCAGUGUCGCAUACAUUGGCACUGGACAGAUUAUGGGUUGGGGUAACAAAGCUAUUGAAAUUAGAAGCGUUGAAAGCGGACAUCUUGACGGUGUCUUCAUGCACAAGAAAGCUCAACGGCUCAAGUUCCUCUGUGAACGUAAUGAUAAGGUUUUCUUUUCCUCGGCAAAAGGUGGAAGUUCGUGUCAAAUAUAUUUCAUGACCUUGAAUAAACCAGGUAUGGCUAACUGGUGAUCCCAAAGGAGAUCGUAUAUGAUUUUUAUCAUCACCAACUAUAUGCGCAUCGAUCAAACUAAAAAUAAAACCGUUUUAUUGCCUGAGAAGAUACAUUUUAAGAAGAAGGUCCAAUCACUCUUCACUGCCACUAUCCAGAUAACUAGAAAUGUGUAUUCAUUGCUACAAAAGUAACAAUUUAAAUAAAAAUAAAGAAUAACAUUGUAAAAUGGUAUCCCUACUUGACUUAGCAGCGUAUUGUAAUAUUAUUAAAAUAUGGACGUAGCUUCAAAAAGCUUUGCGAUCUUUGUAUUUGAAUUACUCUUUAACAUUACUGUUUCGUAUACUCUAAAUAUCAUAUUGUAUUAUUUUGUUAAGCAGUUUUAUUUUGAUAGAGAAAAAUAUCAUCUUUAAUUACAAAUAACCAUGAUAUGAAUCUACUA
Belonocnema kinseyi is the source of this 3712-nucleotide messenger RNA. It is a transcript of the gene msn, whose product is annotated as traf2 and NCK-interacting protein kinase. The transcript is spliced from 18 exons. Gene Ontology annotation, biological process: protein phosphorylation. Lineage: Eukaryota; Metazoa; Arthropoda; Insecta; Hymenoptera; Cynipidae. The record is from RefSeq and is a predicted model, not a curated record. The coding region runs from base 369 to 3290 and encodes 973 amino acids. Gene Ontology annotation, molecular function: ATP binding; protein kinase activity.